AUGACAUCUUCCAAUAAUGGAGUAACGAGAGCUAUUGGCACUGCCACCAACGCUAUUAAGGGCCAAAUCGAAAAUACAGCAGAUAAAGUUAGAGAAGUCAUUAAAGAUCACCCUCUCGCUUCACUUGCCGUUGCCUCUGUAGCUACAGCCGUAACUCAAGCUACUGCUAAUCGCUUUAUUGGUUCGUCAGCUGAGGUCGUUUGUAAAUGCAUUACCAAUUGCACCUGCGGAUAG
Entrophospora sp. SA101 is the source of this 234-nucleotide messenger RNA. NCBI's taxonomy places the organism in Eukaryota, Fungi, Glomeromycota, Glomeromycetes, Entrophosporales, Entrophosporaceae. The record is from the annotation of a GenBank genome assembly.